Molecule: messenger RNA, 1476 nt
Organism: Gongylonema pulchrum
Lineage: Eukaryota; Metazoa; Nematoda; Chromadorea; Rhabditida; Gongylonematidae
Source: the annotation of a GenBank genome assembly
AUGAGCGAAACAAAAUCAAGAAAGCGAUUUUCCAGGGAUCGCUAUUUUCCGGAACAUAUUAUACGUAAUAUAAUUUAUCAAGUUUUGCAAGGAUUGGCGUAUAUGCACAAAAAUGGUUUCUUUCAUCGCGAUAUGAAGCCGGAAAACAUUAUGUGUAACGGAACUGAGCUUGUCAAAAUUGCUGAUUUUGGUUUAGCGCGUGAAAUUCGCUCUCGGCCGCCAUAUACGGAUUAUGUUUCCACUCGCUGGUAUCGAGCGCCGGAAAUUCUUCUUCGUUCUACCUCCUACAACUCACCAAUUGACAUCUGGGCUCUUGGCUGCAUAAUGGCAGAACUGUAUAUGCUGAGGCCACUAUUUCCUGGGACUUCCGAACUAGAUCAGUUAUUCAAAAUAAUUACUAUUCUGGGGACACCCAAUAAGGAGGAUUGGCCGGAAGGUUAUCAGUUAGCUGCCGCAAUGAAUUUUAAGUUCCAACAAACUGUGCCGACACCGCUUGCGACUGUCGUAAACUCCGUGAGCGAUGAGGGUCAAAAGCUGAUGGCCGAUAUGAUGCAGUGGAAUCCUGAAAAACGGCCAAACGCACUCAGUUCGCUGAAAUAUAAAUAUUUUCUGGUUGGUCAAAAACUGGGAGCUCCAGUAGUUAGUCAACCGUCGACGUCAAACCGAAAGACCAGUGCCGGAUCAACUCUGUCGGACUCUCGUGUGGUGCUUGGGAAAGCAAAGCUGAAACCAACUGCCACUGAAGCGAAAACUUUCGAUGGAGACAUGCAGCCCGAACGGAACAUCAACAGAAAUUUGCCGAUUUGCAAGUAUCGAGCGCCAGAAAUUCUUCUUCGUUCUACCUCCUACAACUCACCAAUUGACAUCUGGGCUCUUGGCUGCAUAAUGGCAGAACUGUAUAUGCUGAGGCCACUAUUUCCUGGGACUUCCGAACUAGAUCAGUUAUUCAAAAUAAUUACUAUUCUGGGGACACCCAAUAAGGAGGACUGGCCGGAAGGUUAUCAAUUAGCUGCCGCAAUGAAUUUUAAGUUCCAACAAACUGUGCCGACACCGCUUGCGACAGUCGUAAACUCCGUGAGCGACGAGGGUCAAAAGCUAAUGGCUGACAUGAUGCAACUUCUGGAUGAUUCAACAAAGGAGGAUAUAUUGCUUGAUAAAAACAGCCGUACAAUUGCUGGCAUUGCUGCAGCGAAAGCCAAAUUGCCUGCCAAAGAGCUGUAUAUGUCAAAAUCACGGUCUAGUCAGUCAAGUGAAUCAGGAAAAUGUCGGUCCAUCGAAGCGGGUCAGUGCAAAACAAAGCCCAGCAAGAUCUGCCGUGCAAGCCCGUUUCGAAUACGCCUACGGUACGUUUUCUCACCACCAUCCGAGAUUCGGGAGGCGAUUCUUCAUUGCGCAAUAUAUUCGACAUUGAGGCUGCACGGUGGCCGAAAAAUGUGUACAUAUAAUGCGAAUGCCUUACUGAUGCGACAUCGUUGA